AUGGCCACCCGCAAAUAUAGAGUAUCUGAUGAAAAGAAGAUAUACCUAGCUUCAAAAUUCAUCAACCAAACACCUCCAGGAGAGUUUAAGGAAGUAUUCCAUGAUAUUCGGCUGCUGGUUAAUAAUGACAAUCUCCUCAAGGAAAGGAUAGGACGGGCAAUUGCUCAAUAUAACAUGAAUCAGUUCACACCCGUGAAGAUGCAAGGUUAUGAAGAUCAUGUUUUAGUUACAGAGCAUGGUUAUGUAGGUAACAACAGAUUUUUCGAUCCAAGAAACAGAAUUUCUUUUAAGUUUGAUCACUUACGAAAAAUAGCCAGUGACCCUCAGCUAAGGCUUACAGAUGGAAAUUUAACAUAUUUGCGAGAGUCCUGUGAUAAUGCAUUAAGAGCCUAUAUCAAACAGAAUUAUUCUACUGGCUUUAGUACUGUUUAUGGUAAAACUAUACAUGGGAAAAAGACCAUUAUUGCUUGCAUUGAAAGCCACCAGUUUCAGCCCAAAAAAUUCUGGAAUGGAUGCUGGAGAUCACAAUGGAAGUUAACCAUCACACCACCCACAGCACAGGUAAUUGGAAUGCUCAAGUCUCACGUUCAUUAUUAUGAAAAUGGAAAUAUCCAACUAGUUGUCCAUAAAAGUAUACAAGAAUCAUUAACUGUUCUCAAUGAAGAUCAAACUGUGAAGAUGUUUAUUAAGAUCAUAGAGAAGGUAGAAAAUGGGUAUCAGGCAGCAGUUAAUGAAAACUACCACACAAUGUCAUGUACAACAUUCAAAGCCCUGCGUAGACAACUUCCAAUUACCUGUCACAAAAUCGACUGGAACAAGAUACUUACCUACAAGUUCUGCAAAGAACUCAAGUUUAAAUAUGCUUAG
Messenger RNA from Apodemus sylvaticus (European woodmouse), 867 nucleotides. RefSeq names its product F-actin-capping protein subunit alpha-1-like. The transcript has a single exon. Lineage: Eukaryota; Metazoa; Chordata; Mammalia; Rodentia; Muridae. Bases 1 to 867 code for a protein of 288 amino acids. The record is from RefSeq and is a predicted model, not a curated record. Gene Ontology annotation, molecular function: actin filament binding. Gene Ontology annotation, biological process: actin cytoskeleton organization; barbed-end actin filament capping. Gene Ontology annotation, cellular component: F-actin capping protein complex; actin cortical patch.